GACUGCCGAUAUCGACGCCCCGAAAAUGGUGGCAACCAGCGUGCCAGAGCUCUUCGAAGACGACGCACAUCCCGUGAUCGAUGUUCGAACCGAAAGUCUACAGACACUGCGAGAGCUUGGUCCACCCGAUCUCAUACACCUUAUAAAGCAACCGAACAAGUCGACCACGAAACAGGUCGGAGUCUAUCACCAUGCGACCGGAAUUGACGCAUCGUCGUCGGCGAGUUUGGCAGCAUACAUCAAUACCUUGACCUACGGACCCAGCAGCGCAGUCAACAAAGUGACAUCUGGACUUUACUGCUGCUACAAUGCGUUCUCUCGAGUCGAUAUGCGUGUGCAAGUACAGAUCCCCGGAACCGUCGAAAGCUACUGUGUGGAUGAGCGAGGGAACAAAUUGGAGGCCACAGAAGAGCACUGGUUGGAAACAUAUCUCUGCAGUGUCUUGAGAGCAUACUCGUAUGCGGAUACUGGGUCGGGGGAUGUCAUGAAGCGCAUCAUUGGCGUGCGGCGAUUCAACCCGAUCACGAGUACCGAGCAAGAGCACCGGUUUCUCGAGGCAGCAGAGAAGCUAUUUUUCAGCGGCUGGCAACUCGGAUCGGAUCCGGAGAUCCAGGUCCCGAACCUCGUGUCGAAUCACUUGACGUCUGGACUUUUAAACUACAUCAAAACCACUGGACGAUUUUCCUCCGGAAUCAAUCUCUUCGAGAAGCUGCGAGAGAGAGAUCCUGAGAUCUCGUCCCUCCUCGCUCGGGUCUACAUUGCUGCCGAUGAGGAAGUGAAGGCGGUCAAGUUGCUUAACGAAGCCGUUCGAGACUUGCCGAUGGACUACUCAAUACUGGAUUGUCAAGCUGAGUUCUGCAAUCGCAAGGGUCGAGGCGAUCUCGCGUUGGAGAUCGCAAAGCGCGGCGUUGUUUCUGCGCCCAGCGAAUUCUGUACCUGGGCUCGAUUGGCGGAGAUUUAUGUUUCGAUGGAGCAGUGGGAUCUGGCACUACUGACACUCAACUCCUGCCCAAUGUUCACUUACCAAGACAAAGAUGCGCCUCGACUACCGGAACCGCUCCGAGUGUCUCUACCACUGGCUGCCGAGACCAUCUGCGACGAAAUUGAUGACGCCGGCGCAACUCCCGACUCCGAAAUGGUUCACCCAACGUUACGUAGAUUGUCUGCUGGGAACUACAAAGGAACGUUUCACAAGGCUUACAUACUCCUGACCGAGAUCACGAAGAAGAUUGGAUGGGACCAACUGCUCAAGAUCAGAAGUCAAGUCUUUGUGAUGGAGGAGGAGUAUCGUCACGAGAAGCAGGUACCACAAACGGGAUCUGCAAGCAGGAAUGCCAGCACCGUGGCUUUGAGGAGUACGGAUACGCCCCAAAUGAAUGGUCACGGGGAUCAGGAAGGGAGACCCUCAGAUGCGGGCACCGAAGACAUGGUUAAUGGGCAGCACGAAGCUCCAGCAGAGUCGUCGACUCUAGAUGCGAACGUUUCAAAGCCAUCAACUACCAUCACCGCCAGAUCAAAUUCCGAAACACCACAACCUCAACCGCCGGGCGAUCCGUCUCAUCAAUCAUAUACGCAAUUUCAGCACAAGCGACUUUGCGAACGAUGGCUGGACAACCUAUUCAUGGUCCUGUACGAGGAUCUUCGCAUCUACACCAUCUGGAGAACCGAGGCAUCGCAGUACAAGCAGCAACAAUUGGCGUACAAGAAGAGUGCAGAAGAGUGGGAGAUACUAGGAGAUCUGGCCGAGCGACUACAUCAUCCCGAGGAAGCCAUUGAGGCCUGGCAAGCGUGCCUUAGCAUGCGCUUCAGUCCAAAGGCGAUGAGAGGCGUGUUGGCGCUGUAUGAACGACAGGGUGAUUUCAGGAGCAUGCUUGGUGCUUUGAUCCGCUUGGUGGCUUGGCAAUUCAGGUGGUAUUCAGAGUUCUCCCCUGAUCUGAUCUACGCCAUUCGAAAACUCAUCGAAGACGAAGGCGCGGUCAAAGUCAGGAGUAUCGUUCAGGCUACGAGCUUGCCCCAGCCUGUGCUUGACUUGACACAUCAGUACGCCGCUCUCUGUGCGGCUUUCAAAAGCGAUGGUAAUGACGGUUGAAGAUCUUGGUUGCUACCAUUCUAGCGGCGGCGUUGUGGGAUAAGACCCACGGGAUGGCGAUAAGGGUCCAGCGACGGAGGAAGUGCGAACAUCGCGUCCAUUCGCACGCUCUGAACGCAUUGAAGGCGUGGAAUAUUGACCUUGGCGAAGCAUGCCGCCAGAUGUCAGAUCUGCAUUGACGUGGACCGCAUAGCUUUGACGUCCACAUCGAUUGCACUCAGCUACGAAGCAGAAGUAGUCGCGAAGUUGUACAACGUCUGCAUCCUCUCA
Messenger RNA from Zymoseptoria tritici IPO323, 2359 nucleotides. RefSeq lists its product as uncharacterized. The record is from RefSeq and is a predicted model, not a curated record. NCBI's taxonomy places the organism in Eukaryota, Fungi, Ascomycota, Dothideomycetes, Mycosphaerellales, Mycosphaerellaceae. Bases 26 to 2089 code for a protein of 687 amino acids. Gene Ontology annotation, biological process: Golgi to plasma membrane transport. Gene Ontology annotation, molecular function: protein binding. The transcript is spliced from 6 exons. Gene Ontology annotation, cellular component: exomer complex.